CUUCACGGCCCGGAAGUGAUGCCGGACUCUAUUAUGUGUUUAGUUGUGUUACAGUGUAUUCUUUCCUUUGAUAAGGUGAAAUGAGCAGAAACCUUUGCAUAAAUAGGUGUUAUUUUCUCGUUUGAAGGAAAAUAGCUCGAAUAUGUGUGUGAGCUGCACAGCGACACGAAGACAAAGCAGAAUAAGAGUGCAAGAGUUAUUUUGGCUGGACGUCUGCUUACAGUGAAUAUGGAUGAAUCUAAGACAGAAACAAACAGCAAUGGUGAAGGUACAACGUCUCUUAGAAGUGACCUCAGCGAGUGUGAGCAGAAAGAAAGCAGUCAAGAAGCAAUGAAAGAAAGUGAAUUACCAAGAAAACGUAAGGAGCAAGAUGAAGCUAAGCUAGGCCUGAUACAGUCCUCCUGUGACACACACUCAAAGGACACUGCUUUUAUAGAUGCCACUGACAGCAAUGAUUCAACCAGUCAGACAAAGCCAAGCAAUGGAGAAAAGCCUUCUGAAUCAAGCUCGCCAGACGCCAAGCUUGGCAAGCUAAGUUGCACUGCCAGUGAGAUGACGAAGUCUAACCUCAGUUUAUCUCUAAAUAUAAGUGACACACCUAGUACAGAUGUGGAGAUGAUGAGCCCAGAUAGCCCAAAAGCUUUUUUGCCAACAAAUUCUGGCGAAAAUUCUUCUUGCCCUGACUUGGUGGAGACCAAACCCCCAGUCCCCAAACCAGGAGACGUGGAUGUAGACAGCAACAAAGACAUAUCUGAAGUGACAGACAUGGAAACGGAUAAUGCAGAGCAAACGUCCUACACAGUGGUUGAUGAGCCUAACCAAACACAGACAUCUUCAGUAAGAGAUCAAGCGUCGGAUGUGCAAAAAGUCAGGAAGUGGCUUGGAACCCCAAUAGAGGAGCUUAGGCGGAUGCCUCAGUGUGGACAGUCCCUGCCACACCUCAGGGCCACAGACAAUCACAAAGUCCUCAUCAGGACAGACCUGCUUAAAGGAGAUGAAGUUCCCGUUCCAUAUCCAAGCAAGUUCAGAGAUUCAUGGGAUGAUAUGACUGUAAAAAUGCCUUGUUCAGAAAAGAACCUGUUUCCUGUGGAGAAUGAGGAUGGAACUGUAGUACAGAGUCGUUGGGAUUUGAUUUGUAGUGCUUUGGAAGCAGCAUGCAAAAGUUCACUUGAUAUUAGGGAUGCAAUAUUGAGUUACAACACCGCACAUGCUAAAAGAUGGGACUUCACAGCGUUGAAUGUUCUUUGCACUGAGGGUCUGGAGAAUUGUGAAGUACAGUAUCUUUUUGAUGUCAUAUUGCCGGCAAUGGUGAAACUGACAUUGGACACACCCAAGAUUUGCACCCAGCCAAUCCCUCUGCUUAAACUAAGGAUGAAUCAGUCCUUGACCAUGUCACAGGAACAAAUUGCCUGCCUUCUAGCCAAUGCCUUCUUCUGUACAUUUCCCAGACGCAACUCCCGCAAGUCUGAAUAUUCCAACUACCCCGAGAUCAAUUUUUACAGACUCUUUGAAGGUUCCAACCCACGUAAGAUUGAGAAACUCAAAACUCUCCUGUGCUAUUUCAGAAGAGUCACUACAUCAAUGCCCACUGGCCUUGUGACAUUCACAAGACAGGGUUUAACCAGUUUUCCAAAAUGGGAAAGCUCCAAGACACAGCUCACCCGUCUUCAUAUUACCUGUGAGGGCACCAUAGAGGAUCAGGGUCAUGGAAUGCUGCAGGUGGACUUCGCGAACAGGAUGGUGGGUGGAGGGGUGACAGGUCUGGGGUUGGUCCAGGAGGAGAUUCGCUUCCUCAUCAACCCUGAGCUCAUCAUAUCACGCCUCUUCACUGAAGCUCUGGACCACAACGAGUGCCUCAUCAUCACAGGCACCGAACAAUACAGUAAGUACUCCGGCUAUGCAGAGAGCUACAGAUGGAAAGAAAACCAUAAAGAUGAGAUACCAAGGGACGAAUGGCAGCGGAGGUGCACUGAGAUUGUUGCCCUGGAUGCACUAAGGUUCAGGCAUUUCAUGGAACAAUUUCAACCUGACAAAAUGACCCGGGAGCUAAACAAGGCAUAUUGUGGAUUUGUGCGACAUGGUGUCAACCCUCAGAAUCUCUCCGCUGUUGCCACAGGGAACUGGGGCUGUGGUGCGUUUGGAGGCGACACUCGACUCAAAGCUCUGUUGCAGCUGAUGGCAGCUGCUGAGGCUGGGAGAGAUGUGGCCUACUUCACUUUUGGAGAUGAAGAACUCAUGAGGGACGUGCAUGACCUGCAUACCUUUCUUAAAGACAGACACGUCACUGUUGGCACUUUGUAUUGCCUGUUAAAGCAGUACUCUAAUGUGCUGUCUAAGAACACCCAGAGGCCUGAUGUCAGUCUGUACGGGUUCCUCUAUGAGCAGGUCAGUUCUGAACCAGACCCAGAACCCAACCCAGGUCCCAGCGCCAGCCACACUGAGCCUUCCACCUCUUCUCCAAACUGCCAUUAACGCUGGCUAGUGACUGAUCCUGUUUAAAUGCCUUCUUUUUCUUCAGAAAGACAAUUUAGGUGAUUUUUAGAUGUGUUUUAGGGAAACACAUUAUGCCUUUAUUUCUACCAAUAGGUUUCUUGGAAGUAUGACAAUAUGUAAAUCAUUAUUUUUGGCAAAUAUAAUUCAGUUAGGUUUUUCUGUUAUUUUAUUUAAGUUUUAUGCUUGCUGACAUUUAUGGGACGACAGAGAAAUCUACUGGUGGUCAGAUUUACUGCAUGAACUUGCGAAAUUAAAUGACCAGUUUAAAAUUGGGAGACACAGGCAUUGAUUUUUUCCACUGCACUUAUUCAGGAACUAACAUCAAUUCAGAUUAAAAUGUGUACUGGUGAUGUCUAACACACAAUAUGCAUGGAAAACCUCUAAACACACUAAGGUCCCUGUGACACUUGAUUAUAAAAGGUAUUGCACAAAACCUAUCCGAUUUUUUUGCCAUAUACUCGGAAGGGGAAUUUGGAACAUGUUUGAUAAUGAAAGAAAUAUUAGAUGCUGAAGAAAGUACUUGUAUGUUCACAUUAAUGGAAAUGCUGCAAUAUCAAAUUGCAGGAAAUUAUCUAUCAUUUCUGCAUGACAUUUUUAGCAAUUUAUUACGCUUAAGGUUUUUACUGUUGUUGUUUUGAUUACAGGAAACUUUAUGAAAUAAUGCUGAUAUUUAAAGGUAGUGAUUAUUUUCAUGUUGUGUUCUUUAUUUUAUUAUAAUUUGAUAAUUAAAAUGGUUGAAUCUGA
Molecule: messenger RNA, 3237 nt
Organism: Misgurnus anguillicaudatus (oriental weatherfish)
Lineage: Eukaryota; Metazoa; Chordata; Actinopteri; Cypriniformes; Cobitidae
Source: RefSeq, a predicted model, not a curated record